Cyphellophora europaea CBS 101466 is the source of this 234-nucleotide messenger RNA. RefSeq lists its product as uncharacterized. Gene Ontology annotation, cellular component: kinetochore; nucleoplasm. Gene Ontology annotation, molecular function: protein heterodimerization activity. The transcript is spliced from 3 exons. NCBI's taxonomy places the organism in Eukaryota, Fungi, Ascomycota, Eurotiomycetes, Chaetothyriales, Cyphellophoraceae. The coding region runs from base 1 to 234 and encodes 77 amino acids. Gene Ontology annotation, biological process: mitotic cell cycle; chromosome segregation; kinetochore assembly. The record is from RefSeq and is a predicted model, not a curated record.
AUGGCCCUACCCGCAAGAUAUCCCCGAGCGACGAUUCGCAAAGCUUUGACAGGCCACUCUCAGAAGCGCCUAACUCGAGACGUUGACGCGUUAGUCUACCUGGAAUACGUGCUGUUUAUGGAAGAGUUAAUGAGAAAUGCUGAGCGCAAAGCCAAGGCUGGCGGCGAGAAGCACAUUGCAGCACGCGAUAUCAGAAUGCUGACAGCUAGCACGUUGAGGAAGUUCAAGGGUUGA